Messenger RNA from Phycomyces blakesleeanus NRRL 1555(-), 480 nucleotides. RefSeq lists its product as hypothetical. Gene Ontology annotation, molecular function: protein binding. Bases 1 to 480 code for a protein of 159 amino acids. The record is from RefSeq and is a predicted model, not a curated record. The transcript has a single exon. Lineage: Eukaryota; Fungi; Mucoromycota; Mucoromycetes; Mucorales; Phycomycetaceae.
AUGUCUUCUACCCCAACAUCACAUCUCUUGGAACUCCAGGUGCUCACCCAAGUAGUAUUGCAGCAUCAAGAAAAAAAUGACAUUCGAGGCUCGAUACCUUAUCUUGCCAAAAUUGCACAAAUUAUUGACAAUCAACGCAUCGUCAAACCAACUGACGACAUUGAUGCCAGUCAGUCAACCUACGAUAGUCAGAUACGCGAACUCAACAAAUUAAAAGCCGAUGCUCAUUCUCAGCUGGCCGAUGCAUACUUCAAGACAGCUAACCAUGUCCAAUGCGAGGCAUCUCUCACUUGGUCAGUCAAGAUAUGGGAAAGACUUAUUAAACAAGACAAGACCACGAAAACCACGGCCAAUGAUGAUAUAAAACCACUUCUUUUGAAUGCCUACGAUCAACUAAAAGAAUGUUAUGAAGCACUCGGAAAGCCCUCAAUGGCUAAACACAUGGAAACACGAAAAGCCAAACUUCUGGAUCAGAAAUAG